AUGUCUCUCAACGUGCGCUAUGCACGAUAUCUCGUGUUGGCUGCAGUGGGAUUGACGCUUGUCUGGUAUAUGUCUCGACCUUCCUUCCACCUCCCGAGCGUCGCCUCCUUCCCGAGACCCGAGCCCUCCUACGAAGAUUUCAAGUCAGACCGGGUACCGAUCGUGGGCACCAAUAGUAGCGAAAAGGUCAAUGCGACCUUCGUCACCCUGGCCCGGAACUCCGACAUCUGGGAGAUUGCCAAGUCUAUUCGCACCGUGGAGGACCGGUUCAACCGGAACUACAACUAUGACUGGGUCUUCUUGAACGAUAAGGAGUUCGAUGAUGAAUUCAAAAAGCUCACCACGUCGCUGGUCUCGGGUACCGCCCACUAUGGCAAGAUUCCGGAAGAACACUGGUCCUAUCCCUCCUGGAUUGAUGAGGACAAAGCGCGCGAGGCGCGAGAAGAAAUGGGUCGCAAGAAGAUCAUCUACGGCGACUCAGAGAGCUAUCGCCAUAUGUGCCGUUACGAAUCGGGAUUUUUCUUCCGCCACCCCAUCAUGCUGAACUACGAAUACUAUUGGCGCGUGGAACCGAGCAUUGAGCUCUUCUGUGACAUCCCCUCCGACCCUUUCCGCUUCAUGAAAGAGAACAACAAGAAGUACAGCUUUGUCAUCAGCUUAUAUGAAUACAUCGAGACCAUUCCCACCCUGUGGUCCAGCGUCCAGAAGUUCAUGGGUAACCAUCCUGAACACAUUCCCGCCGGCAACGCCAUGGAAUUCAUCAGUGAUGAUGGCGGCGAGACGUAUAACAAGUGCCAUUUCUGGUCCAACUUUGAGAUUGGCAGCCUGGAAUGGCUGCGGUCCAAGCAGUACAUCGAAUACUUCUCUUCCCUGGACCAGGACGGUGGAUUUUUCUACGAGCGAUGGGGCGACGCUCCUGUUCACUCGAUCGCCGCUGCGACCAUGCUCAAGAAAGAGCAAAUCCACUUCUUUAACGAAAUUGCUUACUACCACGUCCCAUUCACUCACUGCCCGAGUGAUGAGAAAACAAGGCUGGACCUUCGCUGCAAUUGCAAGCCGGAGGAGAACUUUGACUGGAAGGGCUAUUCAUGCACCAACCGGUGGUUCCAGGUCAACAACCUACAAAAGCCAGAUGGUUGGGACCAGGGGGAUUGA
Messenger RNA from Penicillium macrosclerotiorum, 1155 nucleotides. Its product is annotated as glycosyltransferase family 15 protein. Gene Ontology annotation, biological process: protein N-linked glycosylation; protein O-linked glycosylation; cell wall mannoprotein biosynthetic process. The coding region runs from base 1 to 1155 and encodes 384 amino acids. Gene Ontology annotation, molecular function: alpha-1,2-mannosyltransferase activity. Lineage: Eukaryota; Fungi; Ascomycota; Eurotiomycetes; Eurotiales; Aspergillaceae. The record is from RefSeq and is a predicted model, not a curated record. Gene Ontology annotation, cellular component: Golgi apparatus; membrane. The transcript is spliced from 4 exons.